Messenger RNA from Clavispora lusitaniae ATCC 42720, 3555 nucleotides. RefSeq names its product oxysterol-binding protein related protein. Gene Ontology annotation, biological process: endocytosis; piecemeal microautophagy of the nucleus; exocytosis. The record is from RefSeq and is a predicted model, not a curated record. Gene Ontology annotation, cellular component: membrane; cytosol; nuclear envelope. Gene Ontology annotation, molecular function: sterol binding; protein binding. Lineage: Eukaryota; Fungi; Ascomycota; Pichiomycetes; Serinales; Metschnikowiaceae.
AUGUCGCUGCAUCUUAGUGCUUCCCUCAUCCGACUCAAACUUCUUGACUGUCUACGGGCAGGCGAUAUCAAGAAAGUCGAAUCAUUGAUCGAGGAUCUUCAGUCGGUGCAAUCCACCAUUGAAACAACAGAGUUGAUUCGCUUGCGAGAAACCGUUUUGCAUUACGCUGUGCAAGUGGCGCCCUUGGCUACUAUUCAAGCAUUAGUGGAGUCCAAAAAAUUCUCGUUGGAUGUCAACUCUCAGGAUAUGGACGGGAAUACACCUCUUCACUUGGCAGUCGCUGCGGGCCGCCUUAAUGUUGUCAAAUACCUUCUUUCAUUGCCAAACAUCAAUGACACAGUACUUAAUGCCGACCGGAAACAGCCCGUGGAGCUUUCCAAGGACACGGAUAUUGCCCAGCUUAUGCAAUACGAACGGGCCAAGUUUGUCGAACGAGCAGCGACGGAUUUGCGCCGCAUGUUCAGCAACCGGGAUUUUGCUGGCUUGGAGAAUAUUUUGGUUAAUAAUCCUCGUGCAGCAGAGUUGUUGGAUAUCAAUGGUGCUGAUCCGGAAACUGGGAACACGGUCCUCCAUGAAUUCAUCCGCAAAGAAGAUUUUGAAAUGUGCGAUUGGAUCUUGAAACAUGGCGGUGAUCCGUUCAAGAGAGACAAGCGUGGCAAACUCCCAAUCGAUUUGGUUUCUAGCAAAGCUGAUCCAAUCAGACGUCUUUUGAAAGUGGCUUCGCGUGACCAGAACAUGAUGGAUCCAGUGGCUUCGACUAACAAUGCAAUUAAGGCAGGAAAUGCCCCUACUUACAAAGGGUACUUGAGAAAAUGGACUAAUAUUGCCUCGGGCUAUAAGUUGAGAUAUUUUGUUUUGGACCUGUCCGGAAUUGUCUCCUACUACACCAACCAGGGCGACACUAUCAACGCUUGUCGUGGUUCAUUGAACCUUGGUUUUGCAACCUUGCACUUGGACUCAUCAGAAAAGUUAAAGUUUGAAAUUAUCGGCAAAAACGGAAUCAAGUGGCACUUGAAAGCAAAUCACCCAGUAGAAACAAACCGUUGGGUAUGGACUUUGCAGAAUGCCAUUACUUUGGCUAAGGAUAAUAUGAAACGGAAACAGAACGCUUCGCGCAGAUCUGUGGCCGAAGAUGCUCCUAAGGCUCUUGAGGAUACCGAGGACGAAAGAAGACGCAGCAGCUUAUUGCACGUACCAGGACGCAGAAAACAUAAAAAAUCUCCAAGUCAAGUGUCCUUGAGCUCUUUCACCCCCUCGGAUGCAGAAGACAGUGCUUCUAUAACAUCAGAGCCUCGUCUGACUUCUGCUAAAAGCAACACUCACGGUAGCUUGAGCCAAAUCAACGAACGCAAGGCGGUUCAGAAUGAUAGAUCAAGCAUGGAGGGCCUCCAUUAUGGUUCUGAAGACUUUGAUUAUGACUUGGAAGACAGUGGGUCUGAUUACGAUGGAGACUCCUCGGCAGAUGAACCGGCCGAUCAACUCGCAAAGUAUUCAAUGGAUCAGAUUCAAUCCACAAAGAGAGCCAUCAAGGUGGAGUUGGCCAGUCUUAUUUCUUUGUUCAAGGAUUUAGGAGCCAAUGCGACUUCUGACGGAAAUGAUGAGACAUUCAAUGUCGGAAUGAAGACGUUACUGAAUGUUCAAGACUUAAUUGAUCAGCUUGACACCUAUAACUCAAUUAGAGAUCAAAAGCUCCUCAAGAAAAUCGAUCGUCAACAAGAAGUGAACAAGUUAUGGGAAAGCUCAAUACGUCAACUUGAGAAUGAGAUCCAAAAGAGAGAAGAGGCGUUGGCUCUUUACGAUGGUAAGAAAUACAAGUUGAAGAAGUUGCUUGAAUCGAAGGGAAUGUCACCUGCCCAUGUUUCGAACGAACAAGCGACUGGCCUUAUGAAUUCGCAAAGCAUCACCAACGAAGAAUCAUUGGCGAAGACUGAAACUAAAACGGACCAAAGCCAGUUAUUCAAGGAAAUUUUCAACGACUCUGAAGAUGAAUUCUUUGAUGCUGAUGACUUUGAUGAAGAUGUCGAAGAAUCAGCGAGCGCAAAGGCUGGUGAAACGACUGUCGAAGAGAAUCCAACAACUGAGACGACAGUGGACAAGUCGACCGAUAAAUCCGAAAGUCAGAAUACAUUGACCAAUCCAGAUGAAACAAAGAAGAUCGAGCCAGUGGCUACUGAAGAUGAAGCUGCAAGUGGGAAGACUGCAACUAAGGGAACCGAAAGUAUUUCUGAAGGGGGACAAAAAGCUGUUACGGAUUCCCAAAUGAAGCUGCUUGCAAAACUCAAAGAAGAGGGGUCGUUCUUAGGUUACGAAAAGCCUCCCCGGAAAAAGUUGGCCAUGGAUGAAGAUGACAGACCGAAAAUUGGAUUAUGGGGAAUUUUGAAGUCCAUGAUUGGUAAAGAUAUGACCCACAUGUCUUUACCUGUUUCUUUUAAUGAAUGCACCUCUUUGCUUCAAAGACUAGCUGAAGAUAUCGAAUAUAAUGACUUGUUGAAUAAGGCGGCAUCUAUUCCUGACUCAACUUUGCGUAUCGUCUACGUCGCAACCUUUGCCGCAUCUGAAUAUGCAUCAACUAUUGACAGAAUUGCGAAGCCCUUCAAUCCUUUAUUAGGUGAAACGUUCGAGUACUCGCGCCCCGACCAAUCUUUCAGAUUACUUACAGAGCAAGUGAGUCACCACCCUCCUAUUAGUGCAUGUCACGCUGAGUCCGUCAAAUGGGAUUAUUACGGUGAGAAUGCCGUUGACACCCAGUUCCGUGGACGCUCAUUCGAUGUGAAACAUUUAGGUAAAAUGUUCUGUAAAAUCAGACCAGAUAAUGGUGUUGUUGACAAAGAGGGCCACAAAGUACAAGAGGAGCUCUACAGUUGGAAGAAAGUCAACACGUCUGUGGUCGGAAUUAUUGUUGGUAAUCCGACUGUGGACAACUUUGGUCAGAUGGAAGUUAGAAACCACACAACCGGCGAUGUGCUUAUAGUUGAUAUGAAACAAAGAGGAUGGAAGGCUUCUUCGGCAUACCAGUUGUCGGGUAUCGCUUCAGAUGCUCAUGGCAAAGAACGCUGGGCAAUUGGAGGAAGAUGGAACUCUAAGAUUUAUGCUAAGAAGAUUACUGGCUUGUCGGAGAAGAAGAGGAGAAACUCGUUAAUUGAUGCCGAGGGUGAACACCAAACUUCUGAUCCGUACAGUGGUAGAAAAUUCCUCGUAUGGCAAGCGGCCCCUCGUCCAAAGAUUCCAUUCAACUUAACAUCUUUUGCAGUGACUUUGAAUGAGAUCAACGACAACAUCAAACCAUGGUUGGCUCCUACUGACACGAGAUUAAGACCUGACCAACGAGCAAUGGAGGAUGGAAGGUACGAUGAGGCAUCGAGAGAAAAGCACAGAGUUGAGGAGAAGCAAAGAGCUGCAAGAAAGAGAAGAGAGCAGAAGCGCGAGAUUUAUAAGCCAAACUGGUUUGUCAGGCUGAACCACCCAGUGACAGGUGAUCAAUAUUGGCAUUAUAAUGACAAGUACUGGCCCAAAAGAAAGAACAAGGAGUUGGCAGGCGUGGCAGACAUUUUCUAA